AUGGAUGAAAGUUUAAAUGUAACGAAAGCAACACAGAACAUAAUGGAUCUGUCGUACUUAUUACAUUUAUCAACACAAUUUCCGUUAUACGGCGGAUAUCCGGAAGUAUUUGGAUAUGUUCUUCCACCAGUGAUUGUGUUUACUUUAAUUACUAAUUGUCUCGUAAUUACAGUGCUGGUAAAGAAAGAAAUGCGAACAGCAACUAAUGUUUUACUAGCUGGACUUGCAUUUAGUGACAUGAUGUGUGGAAUAUCACUUCUACCUGUCUUUUUUAACUUCUUUACUUUGGGUAAAUACGAAGAAUUUGUACCGUUCGAUUGGUGUCUUCCAUAUCAACUGUUAAUAGUACUUGGUUCAGCAUUUCAUAAUAUAUCUGUAAUGCAAACCGUUGCCUUGGCAACACAAAGGUAUUUCUUCAUUUGUGUACCUAAAUCUCGAUCAAACUUUAAUUUUUGUUCAUCUUUGAAAGUUGUAAUUAUAUUACAUAUCAUUGGAAUAAUUGCUCAUGCCAGCAGGUUUCUGGACUCCUAUUUUGUGCCUGCAUACUCCGUGCAGUCAAACACACCUGGAUGCAUAACCAUUUUCCGCGAUUGGGUAAAAACAAACCUCGAGUUAUACAUAAAUGUUUACUUCAUAUUGCGAGCAACAUGUUUUGGAUUAUUACCUUGUAUAGUUUUAACAAUCUUAACCAUUUUAUUGAUAAAAUCUAUGACGUCACAACGCGUGAAGAGAAGACGUUUAUUUAGAGGACGAUUUGAUGGCCUUAACCAACAGGACAAACAAAAUGUGAGGACAACAUUGUUGUUGAUUGUUGUUGUAGGAAUACACCUAUUUUGUGAAAUUCCUAACGCUGUUGUUCUGUUCGUAGACGCAAUAGAAAUAGCUAUAAAUUUUUAUUCUGUGUCAGAUGCGAAACUGAUUGUGAUAAGCAUAUCAAAUAUAAUGGUGAUACUGAGUUGUCCAGUGAAUAUUUUCAUAUAUUGUGGAAUGAGCAAGAAGUUCAGAACAACACUUGCACAAAUGUUGAACUGUGGUUAAAACAUUAUUGAUGCAGAAUAAUUUUUACAAGCAGAGAAUAUUUCAAAAAGG
This is a messenger RNA of Mercenaria mercenaria, 1089 nucleotides long. RefSeq names its product sex peptide receptor-like. Gene Ontology annotation, molecular function: G protein-coupled peptide receptor activity. The record is from RefSeq and is a predicted model, not a curated record. Gene Ontology annotation, cellular component: membrane. Bases 1 to 1038 code for a protein of 345 amino acids. The transcript has a single exon. Gene Ontology annotation, biological process: G protein-coupled receptor signaling pathway. NCBI's taxonomy places the organism in Eukaryota, Metazoa, Mollusca, Bivalvia, Venerida, Veneridae.